Cygnus atratus (black swan) is the source of this 594-nucleotide messenger RNA. It is a transcript of the gene MZB1, whose product is annotated as marginal zone B and B1 cell specific protein. The coding region runs from base 1 to 594 and encodes 197 amino acids. The record is from RefSeq and is a predicted model, not a curated record. NCBI's taxonomy places the organism in Eukaryota, Metazoa, Chordata, Aves, Anseriformes, Anatidae. Gene Ontology annotation, cellular component: endoplasmic reticulum chaperone complex; extracellular region. The transcript has 4 exons. Gene Ontology annotation, biological process: regulation of B cell proliferation.
AUGCGACCCGUGCUGGUGGCGUGCAUGGUCCUGAGCCUGGUGGCGGGGCCAGGGGUUGGGGAUGGGUGCCAGGACCCCCCGUCCCCGUCCUUCUCCCGCUCCGUCCCCGCGCCCCAGCUGAGCGCCGAGGAGCUGCACUCGCCCCACAUGCCCGAGUCCCUGCGCUGCGAUGCCUGCUACGCCAUCGCCUUCCAGCUGGAGGAACAGCUGAGCAAGGCGGAGGCGAAGCUGGGCAGGAAGGCGCUGCGCGAGUCCGACUACGUGGAGGUGCUGGAGAGGAGCUGCUCGCAGAGCUGGGAGCUCUACGGCGUGCAAGAGCUGAACGGGGAGAAGCGGCUGACGGGGCCGGGGCUGCGGAGCCAGCAGCCCCUGAGCGUGGCGAUGACGGGGGGCCCGUGGCCCAGCAGGCUGGCCAAGAUGUGCCACAGCUUCGUGGGCGAGCAGGGCGAGGAGCAGCUCUACGGGGCGCACCGACGAGGCCCCUUGGCGCUGCGGGAGCUGCUGUGCCACGGCGAGAAGGGGCCCUGUGCCCCUCCAGCAGGGGGCAAAGCGGGGCGCCCGGCCCCCCCCAAGGCGCUGCAGAACGAGCUGUAG